Amoebophrya sp. A120 is the source of this 2841-nucleotide messenger RNA. The record is from the annotation of a GenBank genome assembly. Lineage: Eukaryota; Dinophyceae; Syndiniales; Amoebophryaceae.
UGGACGCAGGUGGAUGUUGAGGUCAUCGCAAGACACCACUACAACUACCACUGUCAGUUGCAAGAUACAACCACGGGCGCAGCUGGCUGUAUUCAAGAAAAUAACGGUUAUUUUGAUACUUCCACUUCAUCGACGCGGUUCUACUCACAGUCUGCGUAUACUACCGAUCGCGACAGCAGUUCUUGUACCUUUUCAUCUGCGGCCACUCCUGCCGUGGGGCGCGGUUGUAUUCAAAAUGUUUCGCUUUCGCUUUCAUCAUAUUCGCGUGAAAGUCUAUUGAUCUUUAGCAGGUAGAUUGCGGUGUACUACUGACUGGCUCCACCCAGGAUAUAAGAGUAGAAGUCAUGGACGCUUAUGAGCACCUCCGCGUGUUUCUUCUACGUACUCAUUUUGUUCUUCCUGCUGGUGCUUCAUGAUGCAUUUCUCAAAUGACCGCCUGGAUGAAAGUACACCUACUACAAACAGCGUCAUCUGUCGCAAGCACGAGCAGCACCCCUGGAGGCGGUCUAGGGGUGAGGAACGUCCUCACCGGUGGCGCGACGACCGUGCAUGGUCCUUCCAGAUUCCUGCCGUCGUCGACCUCCGCUUUCGAUUUUGCCGCCGAGGACCGGCCGUUGGACUGUUUGCCCCUUUGUCAGCUGGAAAGUGCGCUUCUCACCACCACGAGAAAGCUGUUUCCCAAAUUGCCCCAUUUUGUCAUUACUGGCGUAGCGGGGGCCGGAAAGCGGUUCGUGCUGCAUGAACAAGAGGGGCUUGUUAUCCUAUUUAAAAACGUCCCCACCCCAUAGUUGUAAUGCAAAUCUGCAUGCUGAAAAUGUUUCUCAUGCGGAGCCCCAUGAGAAGCAUUUUCUAAUCGUGUUUUGAAAUUUGUCAUGCUCCAAUCAGCAUGGUAUGCUAGAUCUGUGAUGCUGCUGAGCAAGCUCAAACAGCACUACACUACGAAUCCAAAUUUGUCAUGCAAAACAGCCAAAACUUGUGGAUUUGUCUAACCGAUUCCCCAACUUGACUAUGGUGUGGGGACGUUUUUACUCAGGAUACUUGUUCCGUCAACAAACAACAACAAUAAUAAUAAAACUGCUGCGUCCUCUACUACUUCUCACUGUUAUUUCCCCUCGUCGGCUACGGCUAGUAGUAGUUCUACCACUGCUAGUGCUCAACAAACGACCCAAACAAGUGGGCCGCGGACGACGGCGCACAGGAUGAAUAACAAGAAGACUACUCUAGCAUCAGCCGCGCAAAGCAACAACUGUAGUACCAAGAACAUCCACGUGCCCUUCUCCGUUUUCCUGUCUCUCGUGAAGGAGGCGGAGGCGCUGUGCUUUGCCUUUGUUGACAACUCUGAGGUGGACGAUGAUUAUCGAAGCGGUUGUUCGGCACAAGGGCGAGAGGAGGAGGACAGAGCAACUCCUGUGAAGAUGAAGAUGAAAGUGCAGCUUCCGAGUAUCAAUCAAGCGGUGAUGCAAACGAAGAUGUUGCACGGCGGUGGUACAACUUUUGGUCUCCAGGAGGAGCAGCUGGAGGUGCAGCACCAAUCUAAUACCUUUGUCUCCCCGGACCGAAAUUAUAAACAACUUCAACAAUCUAUGGAUGUGUCAGGAUUGAAAUCGACAAAAUCGAAAAAUUUGUGAUGCAUAAAAUGCAGGGCACUGAAGGCCUGUAUUGGGGAGUAGGCAAAUGAGGCCGAUUGUAAGCCUGUUUAGGGGUAUACAAUGUGCUGCCAGAGUAGCAUUACAGACGGAGUCUUCUUUGCCCAAACAGCAUGACAGACUGGAUUUGGGUACUCCCGAAAUUUGUCAUGCGCCACUUGGAAACUGAGGCUCCAACUGACAUCGAUUUGGUGCAUCAUCGAUUUUGUCAAUUUCGAUUCUGACACGUCCAUACAAUCAAGUGGUCGGCACAGACUUGCACGAGGAGAUAGUCUCCAACACAGCGGGAAAACGACACCCAAUUUGUUGUCAUCUUCAUCCUCGUGUGCAGUGUAAAAGUGUAGAGUAUAAUCCGACAGCACUAGGAGUGAUUGCAUUUGCAUCACAAAUGUGCUCUUCAGCAUGACAAAGGGAGCACUUUGUCAAUAUGGUGCAUUGCCUAAGAAACCAGCUUCGUCACAUGCCGGAUUCUUGCAAGUUACUACAACUGCUGCGAUUUGUCUUGCUUUGCACAGGAUACGCUGAAGAAGCAUCUAAUCUCCAGCACGAGCAGUACGCCGGGGCGUCGGCGCGGGCUCACGAGUGGGCCGCAGCCCAGAUCCUGGAUGUCCUCUACAGCAUCCUCGGGCGCAGCGACGCCGUUCGAUGUUGGUCUUCUAGGAGCGGCCCCGACGAAUUUCACUACCAGUACGGACGGUGUCUUCCCGGUGUCGUCCAGUGGUGCAACGCAGCAACUGUUCGCGCGAACGGUAAUAUCUUCGUCAACAGCAGGAACAUUCAUCCACCAGAACAAAUCGGUUCGCAGUACUGGAUUUUUGCACAAUUCCGGCCCGGCCUCCGUGUCACCGUCCAAGGAGCGUAGUGGCCGCCCCCGAACAGAUGUUAGUAUCGAAAGGGACGACGAGGGAAACUUCGUCUUCGUCGCGAUCAUUCUUUCUUUGGCAGCUGGAAAUUAUGCAUGAAAAAGCUGCAUGUGCAUGGGAUGGCUGGUUGUCAUGCCGGAGAACGCGUAUAUAUAGAGAAAUACGUAAAAAUACCAUUUUUUCUGCUGCACAAAUGAUUUUUUGCAAAAUAGAUUCAUUAUUUUUCGAUCUCAAUUGUGAAGACGAAGUGUUUAUUUCGUUUGAUAGUCCGCGGCCUGGUAAACAGUGCGUCCAAGAAGAUUCUGGACUCUUGUACGUCUGGCGGAGGACCA